Lactuca saligna is the source of this 1467-nucleotide messenger RNA. Lineage: Eukaryota; Viridiplantae; Streptophyta; Magnoliopsida; Asterales; Asteraceae. The record is from the annotation of a GenBank genome assembly.
AUGUUUGAGCCUAGGAUUUCAGCUGCCGGCAACUGGAGGUUUAUAGAAAUGGCUGACGAUGAGGAUAUUCAGCCCAUUAUUUGUGACAUUGGAUCUGGAAUGGUGAAGGCGGGGUUUUGUGCUGAUGAUGCUCCUAGGGCAGUGUUCCCCAGUAUUCUGGGUAGGCCACGACACACUGGUGUUAUGGUGGGCAUGGGUCAAAGGGAUGCUUAUGUAGGAGAUGAAGCCAUCUCGAAAAGUGGUAUUUUGACUUUGAAAUUCCCAAUUGAGCAUGGUGUUAUCAGCAACUGGGAUGAUAUGGAAAAGAUUUGGCAUCACACUUUCUAUAAUGAGCUUCGUGUUGCUCCUGAAGAGCACCCUGUGCUUCUUACUGAGGCACCAUUAAAUCCAAAGGCAAACAGAGAGAAGAUGACUGAAGCCAUGUUUGAGACCUUCAAUGUUCCCGCCAUGUACAUUUCAAUCGGGUCUGUACUUUCUUUGUAUGCUAGUGGUCGUACAACUGGUGUCGUGUUGGAUUCCGGAGAGGGCGUGUCCCACACAAUCCCAAUUUACGAAGGGUAUGCACUUCCUCACGCGAUACUCCGUCUUGAUCUGGCUGGCCGUGACACCACAGAUUACUUAAAGAGAAUCCUGAUGGAAAGAGGCUACGCUUUGACUACAACUGCUGAACGGGAAGUUGUCCGUGACAUGAAACAAAAGCUCGCAUACGUGGCUCUUGACUACGAGCAAGAGCUCGAAACCGCAAAAACUAGCUCCUCUUUUGACAAGAACUAUGAGCUGCCCGACGGGCAGGUUAUCACGAUUGGGGCAGAGAGAUUCCGCUGCCCGGAGGUUCUCUUCCAGCCAUCUUUGAUCGGAAUGGAAGCUGCUGGUAUUCAUGAGAUGACCUACAAGUCUGUCAUUAAGUGUGAUAUUGAUCUAAGGAGGGAUCUUUUUGGACAUAUUGUGCUUAGUGUGUGUGGAUCGGAGGAUCAAUCCUUGCAUCUCUCAGCACCUUCCAACCGAUGUGGAUUGCGAAGGGUGAGUAUGAUGAAUCUGGUCCAUCUAUCGUCCACAGGAAAUGCUUCUAAGUGUAAGAAAAGAAGGCAUGGACAUGUGGAGUUGUUAACAAACGAGAAGGUAAACAUCAUUUCCAUUAAUUAGUCAGCAUCACCAACCACCAAUCACCGCCACCACCACCGCUGUGUUCUUUCACUGGUUUUUGUGUUUUAUUCUAAUUUUCGGUUUUGUGGUCAUUUUAUUAUAAUUAAUUAUAUUUAUUGCUUGGUUAGCGAGGUUUUAAAUCAAAACAAAACCAUUCUUGAUAUAGAUGUACAAAUCAAGUUGUAUCUAAGAUUCUUCACUUAAAGAUAACAUGUUUUUUGGUCAGGUUUCUACAUGUUUACUUUAAUAAGGAUAUGAGAUUUCAAAUGUUGUUUUGAUGAGGAAGUGAGAAUCUAUAAUGAGAUCUGGUUUAUUAUUUUUAAA